UUUUUUUCAACUUUUUUCGUUAUGUAUGGUUGUUAUGCAAUUUGAUGGGGAGAUGUUGUAAUCAUUAACUUGUGAGGUUUUUAUGCCAUUGAAUAGAAUCGUGGCCACCGGGGGCUUCGUGUGUGGAAGUAUUGGCUGCACUUCAAUAAAUCACUAAUAGUUUUAUAGUAGAUGGCAAUGUUUGAUGGCUUAUGCAAUCAAAUUGUUGCACCUCGUUUUCUGAUUUCUUGGGAUCCCCAACUGUUUGAUAAAAUGUCCAUUACAAAAUGCUUCACUUAAAUUGCGAAUAUUUAUCCUUAGUCCUUUCCGUGUUUUCUACUGCAUCCGUAUUUGUACUUAGUCCUUUCCGUGUUUUCUACUGCACACGUAUUCCAUAAUUAUCUCUAUGUAGUUUCAAAAUUGAUUAAAACUAAAAAUAUUUGAUGGGAUAGGCAUCCAAAAGCUGAAAAAUGUUGGUGAAUCAUGUGAGAAUGGAAGUGUUAAUUCUGGGUAAAUCAGCCAUUUGUCGGACGAUUUGAACCUGUUAUGCAGUUGAUGGAAGUGUAUAGUUGAAAUUUUGGAGUCACGUCUGGGUUAAUGUGCUUUGUCUUUGACUAUAUUUGUUCAGACUGACUGAAUCUUCAAGCUUUUGAGAAUAAAUUUGUCAAGAAACUCAGCACUUCAUCAAUUUACUCUUGAUUUUUCUUGGUUGCAUCAACAUACAAGAUUCCAGCUUCUUUUCUAUACUAUAUCCGGCAUCCCAAGAGUUUUGUGGUGGAUUCACAUUGCAGGAUAGCACAAUGCUCAGCAAUCUUGUUGUUUGCCUUUUGACAUGUAGAGAUAUCUCGACCCAAUGCAUGUUUAGUAUCAAGCUGAUUAACUAAAAAUAUUUGGGUGUAUCGUUUUUAAAAAAAUUAGAUUUGUGUAGAUUCAAAUUGGGAAAAUUAAAUGUCCAUGUGAUUUCUCUGACUUGUCCUAAAAUACUGAACUGUAGGUAACAUCUCUGGUCUUCAGAUUAAUAUUUUUGGGAUAUUCAGACAAGGAGUCUUGUUCAUAUACUUUGUUACAUUCCGAUGAUGUAGCAGGAAAUCCUUUCUGAGACACCUUGCUCUUUAGGAAAUGUGUGCAUACGUCUAAUCUUUGGCCAAUGGAAACUCUUGAUGUUUUCAAUGGGACAAGCACAGAGUGCUGCUACUGUAGAAGAUCAAAGCAAUCCAAAAACACAGUCAGCGUCUGCUGGAACUGACAAUGCAGCUCAGCCGUCACUUGAUUCAUUGAUUGCUGAAGCUGCAGCAUAUGGUGCCGAGGAUGAGAAUCAAUCUCUCGAAGUGAAGGCUCAGAAAGCACUGGAAUGCCCUUGCAUUGCUCACCUGCGAAGUGGCCCAUGCGGAACCCAGUUCUCUGAUGCCUUUGUCUGUUUUCUCAAGAGCACAGCUGAAGAAAAGGGAGCAGACUGUGUGCAUCCAUUUGUGUCUCUACAGAAUUGUAUCAAAGCAAAUCCUGAUGCAUUUUCGAAGGACAUUUUAGAAGAUGAUGAAGUUGAGAAAGAUGAAAAGCCAAGCAAGGAGUACUCAAUUAGGCCUCCUAUUUGGUCUGCCGAAUCAAAAAAUCCAAACCGCUAGCUUUUGGGGAGGUCAAAUUAUCUUUCUUUGAUCCAAGGUUCCUUCAUCUUUAUUUCCUUACUGAAAAAUUAAUCUGUUAUUGUAAGCACCCUUUUCCCUGGAAAGCUUCAUCUUUAUUUCAAAUAGAAAUAGCUUUUCAGUCCGAAGACAGAUUCUGGCUGCUUUUAGUUUUUCAUUUCACGCGUUGAAAUAAUUUUUACUGUUCAAUUGGGGAUGUGUUUUUAAUGUAUGGAUUCCAUAUUUCUUUA
Olea europaea var. sylvestris is the source of this 1849-nucleotide messenger RNA. Its product is annotated as mitochondrial intermembrane space import and assembly protein 40 homolog. Gene Ontology annotation, biological process: protein import into mitochondrial intermembrane space. Gene Ontology annotation, cellular component: mitochondrial intermembrane space. NCBI's taxonomy places the organism in Eukaryota, Viridiplantae, Streptophyta, Magnoliopsida, Lamiales, Oleaceae. Bases 1140 to 1601 code for a protein of 153 amino acids. The transcript has 2 exons. The record is from RefSeq and is a predicted model, not a curated record. Gene Ontology annotation, molecular function: protein-disulfide reductase activity.